Messenger RNA from Sesamum indicum (sesame), 5651 nucleotides. Its product is annotated as ABC transporter C family member 2. Gene Ontology annotation, biological process: transmembrane transport. The record is from RefSeq and is a predicted model, not a curated record. Gene Ontology annotation, molecular function: ATP binding; ABC-type transporter activity; ATP hydrolysis activity. Gene Ontology annotation, cellular component: membrane. Lineage: Eukaryota; Viridiplantae; Streptophyta; Magnoliopsida; Lamiales; Pedaliaceae.
UUUUCAAAUCUCUCUCGUCUUCUUCUACCCAGCCAGCCUCAGUAAUAGUAAUAUCAGUAAUUGAGAGAAAGUGGAGGAGCUUUCAAUUCAAAAAAAGAACCUUUUUCUGGGUCCAAGAUAUUGGAAAGAAAAGGGUAUAGAUUCCAUAUUCUUAUUCUUCCCCGCAGCCCACUAACACUCGGCACACACUUUUUGAUCAACUGAAACUCUCUAACCCUAUCAUCACUGCAACUUUUUUCCGCCCCAGAAAUAUUGGCUCACUUUUCAUAUCUACUGACAGAGCCCCACUUUUUAGUCCACUCUAUUUUUUCGUCUGUCUCGGGACCCAUCUCCGAUCUCAUUCUGAAGUCGAGGGGAAGAUAGGAGAAUAUGUGUUUGUAGAUUGAAAUAAUACAAGUGAUAAGAGUGACUAGCAUGGCUUUCAAGCCAUUCCAAUGGUAUUGCAAGCCAGUUGAGAAUGGGAUUUGGUCAAAAGCAGUGGAGAAUGCAUUUGGAGCUUACACUCCUUGUGCUACUGACUCUCUGGUGAUCUGCAUUUCGCAUCUGGUUCUUUUGGGGUUGUGCUUAAAACGGCUAUGGAGAUUAAUGAAAGACUCUUCAGUUCAGAGAUUCCGCUUGAGGUCAAAUUAUUACAAUUAUGUGUUGGGAUUGUUGGCUGUUUAUUGCACUGGAGAACCAUUGUUCAGACUGGUCAUGGGAAUUUCAGCAUUUGAUGUGGAUGGUCAGCAUGGUCUUGCUCCCUAUGAGAUGGUUUCUCUCAUCAUUGAGGCUGUGACAUGGUGCUCUAUGCUUGUGAUGAUCAUACUGGAAACAAAGGUUUACAUCCGAGAAUCACGUUGGUCUGUUAGAUUUGCGGUUGUUUAUGCUCUGGUAGGGGAUGCUGUUAUGCUGAAUCUCGCUCUUUCUGUCAAGGAUUUUUAUGAUUGGUCUGUUUUCUAUUUGUACGUCAGUGAAGUGGUUGUCCAGGUUUUGUUUGGUGUCCUCUUGCUUGUGUAUAUCCCUGAUUUGGAUCCUUAUCCGGGAUAUUCCCCCUUGAGAGCUGAAUACGUGGACAAUACUGCCUAUGAAGAACUUCCUGGAGCAGAGCAAGUAUGUCCUGAGAGGCAUGUCAAUAUAUUCUCUAAAAUAACGUUUGCAUGGAUGAAUCCAAUCAUGCAGCUGGGCUAUAGAAGGCCUCUCACAGAGAAGGAUGUCUGGAAACUUGAUACUUGGGAUAGAACAGAAACACUUAACGACUCGUUCCAAAAAUCCUGGGCUGAGGAAAUUCGAAGACCCAAACCUUGGCUCUUAAGAGCUUUAAAUCGUAGCCUUGGUGGAAGGUUCUGGUAUGGAGGCUUCUGGAAGAUAGGGAAUGAUGUUUCGCAGUUUAUUGGUCCGCUUAUACUGAACCACCUUUUACAGUCAAUGCAACGAGGAGAUCCAGCUUGGAUUGGUUAUAUCUAUGCAUUCUCCAUUUUUGUUGGAGUGGUAUUUGGCGUGUUAUGUGAAGCUCAGUAUUUUCAAAAUGUCAUGCGUGUUGGUUAUCGUUUGAGAUCAACUCUGGUUGCUGCAGUUUUCCGCAAAUCUUUAAGGUUGACCCACGAGAGCCGCAAAAGGUUUGCAUCUGGUAAAAUUACAAAUUUAAUGACAACAGAUGCUGAAGCUCUUCAGCAAGUUUGCCAAUCACUCCACACUUUGUGGUCAGCCCCGCUCCGAAUUGUUGUUGCCUUGGUUCUUCUUUACCAGCAACUGGGUGUCGCAUCACUUCUGGGUGCCUUGAUGCUUGUUCUUCUGUUCCCCAUACAAACACUUAUUAUAAGCAAGAUGCAAAAACUGACAAAAGAAGGAUUGCAACGGACGGACAAGAGAAUUGGACUCAUGAAUGAAAUUCUGGCUGCUAUGGACACUGUCAAGUGUUAUGCAUGGGAGACCAGUUUCCAGAAGAAGGUUCAAAGUGUCAGAAAUGACGAGUUGUCUUGGUACAGGAAAGCUCAGCUGCUAGGAGCUUUGAACAGUUUCAUACUUAACAGUUUACCUGUAGUGGUGAUUGUAAUUUCAUUUGGGCUAUUCACUUUACUUGGAGGAGAUCUGACACCUGCAAGAGCAUUUACAUCUCUUUCGCUGUUCGCGGUCCUACGAUUCCCUCUUUUCAUGCUUCCUAAUAUGAUUACACAGGCGGUUAAUGCUAAUGUUUCAUUGAAACGUCUGGAGGAACUACUUCUAGCUGAAGACCGGAUUCUUUUGCCUAACCCACCCAUUGAACCAGGUCUACCAGCUAUCUCAAUCAGGAAUGGAUACUUUUCUUGGGAGCCACAGGCGGAAAGGCCAACGUUGUCUAAUAUCAACUUGGAUAUACCGAUUGGUAGCUUGGUAGCUAUUGUUGGCAGUACUGGGGAAGGAAAGACAUCACUUAUCUCUGCAAUGCUGGGAGAGCUUCCUCCAGUUGCAGAUUCAAGUGUUGUCAUCAGAGGAAAGGUUGCAUACGUGCCACAAGUUUCAUGGAUCUUUAAUGCGACGGUCCGUGACAACAUUCUAUUUGGUUCGUCAUUUGAACCUGCAAAAUAUGAGAAGUCAAUAGACGUGACCUCCCUGCAGCAUGACCUGGAUCAACUGCCAGGUGGUGAUCUUACUGAAAUUGGAGAACGUGGGGUCAAUAUUAGUGGAGGUCAGAAGCAGAGAGUUUCCAUGGCUCGGGCGGUGUAUUCUAAUUCAGAUGUUUACAUAUUUGAUGAUCCUUUAAGUGCUCUAGAUGCUCAUGUGGGGCGUCAGGUUUUUGAAAAAUGCAUCAAAGGAGAAUUAAGAGGGAAAACAAGAGUUCUAGUCACAAAUCAGCUACAUUUUCUAUCACAAGUAGAUAGAAUUCUCUUGGUACAUGAAGGUACUGUCAAAGAGGAGGGAACAUUUGAAGACCUCUCCAACAAUGGCAUUCUUUUUCAAAAACUGAUGGAAAAUGCUGGCAAAAUGGAAGAAUAUGUUGAAGAAACGGAAGAUGUUCACACCGUUGAUGAUAAAACUUCUAAAACUAUUGUUAAUGGUCUGAAUGACGAGGCAUCUAAAGGAGUGAACCAAACAAAUAAAAAGAAAGAUGGCAAGUCUGUUCUGAUCAAGCAGGAGGAACGAGAAACCGGCGUUGUGAGCUGGAAUGUGUUAAUGAGAUACAAAAAUGCGUUGGGAGGUGCAUGGGUUGUUAUGAUUCUGUUUAUGUGCUAUGUUCUAACGGAAGUCCUCCGAGUUUCAAGCAGCACAUGGCUGAGUUAUUGGACAGAUCAAAGCGACAGUUCGCAUGAUCGUGGGCCAAUAUUCUACAAUUUGGUCUAUGCACUCCUUUCAUUUGGUCAAGUUUUGGUAACGUUGACAAAUUCAUUUUGGUUGAUCACUUCGAGUCUUUAUGCUGCCAGAAGAUUGCAUAAUGCGAUGCUCAACUCUAUCCUUAGAGCACCAAUGGUCUUCUUUCACACAAAUCCUCUCGGUCGAAUCAUCAAUAGAUUUGCCAAGGAUCUAGGUGACAUUGAUCGAAAUGUUGCUCCAUUCGCGAACAUGUUUCUGAACCAAGUUUCACAGCUUAUUUCAACAUUUGUGCUAAUUGGAAUAGUGAGCACAAUGUCUUUAUGGGCCAUUAUGCCUCUUCUAGUCUUGUUUUAUGAAGCCUAUCUAUAUUACCAGAGUACAGCCCGAGAAGUGAAACGCUUAGAUUCCAUUACUAGGUCUCCUGUGUAUGCACAGUUUGGAGAAGCACUGAAUGGUCUGUCAACUAUACGUGCAUAUAAGGCAUACGAUCGAAUGGCCAACAUCAACGGGAAAUCUAUGGACAAUAACAUCAGAUUCACUCUUGUUAACAUGAGUGGGAACCGCUGGCUUGCCAUUCGUUUAGAGACAGUAGGAGGCAUUAUGAUUUGGUUUACUGCCACUUUUGCUGUCAUGCAGAAUGGAAGAGCAGAGAACCAAAAAGCAUUUGCCUCUACAAUGGGUUUGCUUCUUAGUUAUGCAUUAAAUAUUACAAGCUUAUUGACUGGUGUUCUAAGACUUGCUAGUCUGGCUGAAAAUAGUUUUAAUGCUGUUGAGCGGGUUGGCACAUAUAUAGAAUUGCCCUCAGAAGGUCCAGACAUUGUUGAUGACAAUCGUCCACCUCCUCGAUUUGAAGAUGUUGUUCUACGAUACAGGCCGGAACUUCCCCCUGUUCUGCAUGGAAUAUCUUUCACAAUUUCUCCUAGUGACAAGGUUGGAAUUGUUGGAAGGACAGGGGCAGGAAAGUCAAGCAUGCUCAAUGCUUUGUUCCGGAUUGUUGAGCUGGAAAGGGGAAGAAUCUUUAUUGAUGAUUGUGACAUUUCAAAGUUUGGAUUAACAGACCUCCGGAAGGUUCUAGGCAUCAUACCACAAUCACCCGUCCUUUUCUCAGGAACUGUUAGGUUUAACCUUGACCCAUUCAAUGAACAUAAUGAUGCUGAUCUGUGGGAGGCCUUAGAAAGGGCCCAUUUAAAAGAUGUCAUCAGGAGGAAUUCUUUGGGCCUGGAUGCAGAGGUCUCUGAAGCAGGAGAAAACUUCAGUGUUGGACAGCGGCAAUUAUUAAGUCUUUCUCGAGCAUUACUUCGCAGAUCAAAAAUUCUUGUUCUUGAUGAAGCAACAGCUGCUGUUGACGUUAGGACUGAUGCUCUCAUCCAAAAGACUAUUCGCGAAGAAUUUAAAUCUUGCACAAUGUUGAUCAUUGCUCACCGUUUAAACACCAUCAUUGAUUGCGACAGAAUUCUUCUGCUUGAUGCUGGUCAGGUUGUGGAAUUUGAUACACCGGAGACGCUGCUGCAAAGAGAAGACAGUGCAUUCUCUAAGAUGGUCCAGAGUACAGGUGCUGCAAAUGCUGAAUAUCUGCGCAGCUUAGUGCUUAGAGGGGAACGUGACAGUAAACUAGAGACAGAGAAGCAGCUGGACGGACAACGGAGAUGGCUUGCCUCGUCUCGUUGGGCAGCAGCUGCCCAAUUUGCACUUGCCGUUAGUCUCACUUCAUCACAGAAUGAUCUCGUGCAGUUAGAAGUCAGAGAUGAAGAUAGCAUCCUCAAGAAGACAAGGGAUGCUGUAAUUACUCUCCAGGGAGUAUUGGAAGGGAAGCAUAACAAAGAGAUUGAAGAGAACCUUGAGGGUUACCAGGUUUCUGGAGAUAGAUGGUGGUCAGCUCUAUACAAAAUGAUCGAAGGACUUGCUGUCAUGAGCAGACUUGCUCGAAACAAGCUUAAUCAGGCAGAUAACUUCGAAGACAGAACGAUCGACUGGGACCAAGUUGAGAUGUAGACUGAUUUGGACGUAAGAAAGAUAGGACACCCUGGCUUUCUUGUGAAGCUAUUUUUGGCUCAUGUGCAGACAACUAAACCUGUCUGCUUUGCCGGCAUUCCAACAAUCAUAGCUCAUAGCUUAAUGCGACAGUUAUUUGUAGUGAACUGAGAGGCCCUGGGCUAAACUGGAUUUUCACGGGACAGGGUAUCUUGCUUUUGUAAUAAGGGGUUCUUGGUGAUAACUAUUUACAUAGCAACCCUUGAAAUAGAAUGUGGUGGCAAACGAUGUCAACCAUGUCCCUGGACUUGGGAGUACAAAAAUGUAAUCGUUUUGACAUCUUUCUCUGUUGAUGUUUGUUUGUGAUUCCAUAUGUUAAUUUUUGUUAAUGAAAGUAGGUCAGUCACAUCUUA